ACCCUCCGGUUGUUUACCGUCGGCCGCGCCCCCCCCCCCCCGCCCUUUCUCCGGGUGCCCCCGGUUGAGCCCGGUCGCAGUUCGGAGAGCUCCCCAGAGGAGAGAUCACCCGGCCCCCCCGGUGCCCCCCACCCCGGUCUGGCCCGGGAUGCUGCACGGAGCUGAGCACUGAGGCGGGCGCCAUGGGGUGCGCGUCGUAGCCCACACCGUGGCCCCCCCUGCGCGUGGCACCGGUGGCGGAGCCCACUCGGUCGGUGCUGAGCGCUCCUUGAUGGAAUUGCGGUGAAUGGAACAGAAGCCCAGCACCCUGGACCCGCUGUCGGAGCCAGAGGAUACCCGGUGGCUGGAUGGCAAGCGCAAAAGAAAGAGCAGCCAAUGUUUGGUGAAGAGCAGCAUGUCAGGGUACAUCCCUAGUUACUUGGACAAAGAUGAACAGUGCGUGGUGUGCGGGGACAAAGCCACCGGCUACCACUACCGCUGCAUCACCUGCGAGGGCUGCAAGGGCUUUUUCCGUCGGACCAUCCAGAAGAACCUGCACCCCACCUACUCCUGCAAGUACGAUGGCUGCUGCGUCAUCGACAAGAUCACCCGCAACCAGUGCCAGCUCUGCCGCUUCAAGAAGUGCAUCUCCGUGGGCAUGGCCAUGGACUUGGUGCUGGAUGACUCGAAGCGGGUAGCGAAGCGGAAGCUGAUCGAGGAGAACCGGGAGCGGCGGCGGAAGGAGGAGAUGAUCAAAUCGCUGCAGCAUCGCCCCAACCCCAGCGCCGAGGAGUGGGAGCUGAUCCACGUGGUGACCGAGGCCCAUCGCAGCACCAACGCCCAGGGCAGCCACUGGAAGCAGAAGCGGAAAUUCCUGCCCGAUGACAUCGGCCAGUCGCCCAUGGCCUCCAUGCCCGACGGGGACAAAGUCGACCUGGAGGCGUUCAGUGAGUUUACAAAAAUCAUCACCCCGGCCAUCACCCGCGUGGUCGACUUUGCCAAAAAACUGCCCAUGUUUUCGGAGCUGCCUUGUGAAGACCAGAUCAUCCUGCUGAAGGGCUGCUGCAUGGAGAUCAUGUCGCUGCGGGCGGCCGUGCGCUACGACCCCGAGAGCGAGACGCUGACGCUCAGCGGGGAGAUGGCGGUCAAGCGGGAGCAGCUCAAGAACGGCGGCCUCGGCGUCGUCUCCGAUGCCAUCUUCGACCUGGGAAAGUCCCUCUCUGCCUUCAACUUGGAUGACACCGAGGUGGCCCUGCUCCAGGCUGUGCUGCUCAUGUCCUCAGACCGGACGGGGCUGAUCUGUGUGGAGAAGAUCGAGAAGUGCCAGGAGACGUACCUGUUGGCCUUCGAGCACUACAUCAACUACCGCAAACACAACAUUCCCCACUUCUGGCCCAAGCUGCUGAUGAAGGUGACGGAUCUGCGGAUGAUCGGCGCCUGCCACGCCAGCCGCUUCCUGCACAUGAAGGUGGAGUGUCCCACCGAGCUCUUCCCCCCGCUCUUCCUCGAGGUCUUCGAGGACCAGGAGGUGUAGAGCCGCCACCCCCCCUCUCCCCCACCUCCCCUUAAACACCCCCUCUCCUCCUGCCCACUCUGCUCUCCCUUCUCCCCUCUCAAAAAGGAAAAAGAAAAAAGAUGUUUCUUAUCCCUUGGCCACCCCCCCCACACACACACCCCCAGGGGCGAGGGGGGGAUGCUGCGCCCAGAGUGGGGGUCCUGUUGUGCCCCCUCCCCCCUGCCGCGCCCCCAGGACUUGACGACUUUUGUUUGUUUGCACAGGGAAGGGCCCCGACGGUCGAGCGUUUCCUUUAUUGUCCUUCUCUUCUUAGAUUAUUAUUUUUUAAGCAUUUAUUUCCCUCCCUGAGAGGCUAAAAUAUUAAACUAACUGCACUUUGGAA
Molecule: messenger RNA, 1877 nt
Organism: Colius striatus (speckled mousebird)
Lineage: Eukaryota; Metazoa; Chordata; Aves; Coliiformes; Coliidae
Gene: THRA
Product: thyroid hormone receptor alpha
Exons: 10
Coding region: 287-1513 (408 amino acids)
Biological process (GO): negative regulation of transcription by RNA polymerase II; retinoic acid receptor signaling pathway; thyroid hormone receptor signaling pathway
Molecular function (GO): nuclear receptor activity; RNA polymerase II cis-regulatory region sequence-specific DNA binding; zinc ion binding
Source: RefSeq, a predicted model, not a curated record